UAUAAGACUGAUAAAUGUACCUACAAUCAUAGAAUACUUUUUGAAAAGUCAAGAAAUGUAUGUGAUCCUGGUUUUAUUCAUACUUGGAAAAACAAUAUGUCAUGAUAUAGCCAAUGUAACUGUGCAGUUAAAGCAAGGGUUGUUACAAGGGGAACAAAAAUGGACAAUCACGGGAGAUAAAAUGUUCUACAGUUUUAAAGGCAUUCCAUAUGCAGCACCGCCUACCGGCAGUUGGAGGUUUAAGGCACCUCAACCUGCACGUCCAUGGAAAGGAAUACGAAAUGCAACAGUACAUGGCAGUGUUUGUCCUCAAUUUGACCCAACCCUUAAUAAAUACAUACCUGGAAGCGAAGACUGUCUUUUUUUAAAUGUUUACACGCCAUCAUUACCACCGUGUUCCCCUUUACCGGUUAUGUUUUUUAUUCACGGAGGUCUUUACAUAUACGGCUCUGGUAAUGAUGACAUGUACGGGCCCGAUUUUCUAAUUGAUCAAAAUGAUGUGGUUGUGGUUACAAUUAAUUACAGACUUGAUAAUCUUGGAUUUCUGGUGUUAGAUACUGCAGACGUGCCCGGAAAUGCAGGAAUGAAAGAUCAAGUGGCUGCGUUAAGAUGGGUCCAAAGAAAUAUAAAAAACUUUGGUGGAGAUCCAAACAAGGUGACCAUAUUUGGAGAAAGCGUGGGUUCUUCUUCUGUGACUUUGCACGCACUAUCACCGAUGUCGAAAGGGUUGUUUCGUAGAGCCAUAGGAACGAGUGGAGUGCCAAUAAACGAUUUCUCGACCGCAUUUGAACAAAGACGAAGAGCCUUUGAACUUGGUAGAAAGCUAGGCUUUGAGACUACAAAUACUUCAGCGCUCUUAGACUUCCUGCAAACCGUACCCGUCCAUAAACUGAUCAACACCAAUUCAACUAUUAUAGCAGCGGAAGAUUAUAUUCAGAUUAUGACAAGAGGAUAUUAUACAGUGCCAGUCGAGGAAAAAGAUUUUGGUCAAGAGAGAUUUUUAACUGGAGAACCCCUUACUUUAAUUGAAUAUGGACAGCAGCAGGUCGACAUGUUACUAGGUUACACUUCAAACGAAGGCUUAAUUGUUGUGCCAUUACUUGAAAACUCAAAUAUAUUUGCCAAUUAUCGCAGAUUUCCAGAAGUGUUAGUGCCAAGAGAUAUUUUUUAUCGAACAACACCAACACUCCAGCUACAAUUAGCAGAUAUUAUCAGACAACACUUCACUGGGUCACCGUUGAGGCCUUUAAAUACGGUACCGAUUUUUGUGAGCUACGAAACCGAUCUUUUUAUUUAUCCUAUAAUCAGAUACGCAAGACGUUUAUCUAAUGGCAGAAACGGUCGUAUAUAUUUGUUUGAGUUUUCAAGUGUGUCUGAACGAAAUGUUGUAGGCCAACCAGGCAGAAGAUAUGGAUUAACAGGAGUUUCACACCUUGAUGAUCUAGUUUAUGUGUUUAACCCCAAUGCGAUGAAUCUACCGGUCAAUAAGAGUGCCCCUUCCUACAAAAUGAUUCAGCAGAUCUGCGCCCUGUAUACCAACUUUGCAAUAUUUGGUAACCCCACGCCCGACGCAUCGCUCGGUGUGGUCUGGCCCACGUAUGAUCCGAGAUCCGCUAUAUACUUGGACGUUGGGAAGGAUCUAACACUUCGCUCGAACCCAAAAUCCUCUACGACGUGUUUCUGGGAAAGAAUUUAUGAACAAGCAAAUUUACAAUUUUAGAAUAGAAUGUAACUUUUUCUAUUUAUAUAAGUAAACUUUAACUAUUGCUUUUGUAAUUUUGAAUAGACAAACUAAUCUACCACUGCACUGGUUCGGAAUAUCCUUUCUAACGUAAAUAUUCGACAAGACAUUUGUGGUUGCUCUGUAGAGUAUCACACUAAUA
This is a messenger RNA of Maniola jurtina (meadow brown), 1883 nucleotides long. RefSeq names its product juvenile hormone esterase-like. The coding region runs from base 56 to 1720 and encodes 554 amino acids. NCBI's taxonomy places the organism in Eukaryota, Metazoa, Arthropoda, Insecta, Lepidoptera, Nymphalidae. The record is from RefSeq and is a predicted model, not a curated record. The transcript is spliced from 5 exons.